Drosophila rhopaloa is the source of this 2094-nucleotide messenger RNA. It is a transcript of the gene gkt, whose product is annotated as probable tyrosyl-DNA phosphodiesterase. The transcript has 5 exons. The record is from RefSeq and is a predicted model, not a curated record. NCBI's taxonomy places the organism in Eukaryota, Metazoa, Arthropoda, Insecta, Diptera, Drosophilidae. Bases 110 to 1852 code for a protein of 580 amino acids. Gene Ontology annotation, cellular component: nucleus. Gene Ontology annotation, molecular function: double-stranded DNA binding; single-stranded DNA binding; 3'-tyrosyl-DNA phosphodiesterase activity. Gene Ontology annotation, biological process: double-strand break repair; single strand break repair.
UGAGCGCGCUUUGUUUUUGGCAGAGCAGAGCAUUUGCGAAAUUCUUUUUGGGUGAAUUAUUUUUUUGUACUUCCAGUGAGUUCUCCCAAAAAUUAAGAUAAUUAACAAUAUGAAGGAGUGUCCAUAUGGCGAGAAGUGUUAUAGGAAGAAUCCCAUUCAUUUCGGCGAGUUUUCCCAUGCACAUUUGGAUACCAUCUAUGAGAAGGGAAAUGGCUCAGGGGAUUACGAUAUACCAGCCAAAUACUCCACUGAAAUGAUUCAAACCCAAUUAAAGUUGCUGGAGAAGCUGUUUCCCAAGUCAGGAGCUAAAAAGGAGAAAGAAGCAAAUGUUUCUGGUUCGAAACCACCAGUACCUGCUUCGACAAGCAGUGGAUCUUCUACUUCUGGAUCUUCGAAUUCCAAUCCAAGUGGCUCCUCAAACUCCCGACCAGCUGCUCCCAUCGACACCUCCAAUUUGGCCAAAAAACAGAAGCUGAAUGCGAAGAACAUAAGGGAUUACAUUCCUGUGGUUCUGGAAAAGGGGGGGAUGGCCAAAAAACUGGAGCGCGCUGCUCCCUAUAACAUGUUCCUCACGGCGAUUACGGAUUCGAAACCCACCCACUCGGAACCCCUAAGCAUAACCCUACAGGAAAUCCUCGACGAGAGUCUGGGCGACAUCGAGAGCACCGUGCAGAUCAACUUUAUGGUGGACAUUGGAUGGCUCCUGGGGCAUUACUAUUUUGCCGGGAUACUGGACAAACCACUUCUGGUUCUCUAUGGCGACGAAUCGCCGGAGCUGCUAAGCAUUAGUAAAUUAAAGCCGCAGGUUACGGCCAUACAUGUAAGGAUGCCCACGCCCUUUGCCACUUCGCACACCAAAAUGAUGUUCCUGGGCUACAGCGAUGGUUCUAUGCGAGUGGUCAUCUCCACGGCCAAUCUGUACGAGGACGACUGGCACAAUCGCACGCAGGGCUUGUGGAUAAGUCCGAAGCUUCCUGCUUUGCCGGAGGAUGCGGAUACGGGAGCCGGCGAAAGCCAGACGGGAUUCAAACAAGAUCUAAUGCUAUAUUUGGUGGAGUACAAGAUCAGUCAGUUGCAGCCGUGGAUUGCGAGGAUCCGAAAGAGUGACUUCAGCGCCAUAAACGUAUUCUUUUUGGGCUCUGUGCCGGGAGGUCAUCGCGAGAGCUCCGUGAGGGGACAUCCGUGGGGUCACGCCCGCUUAGGCUCCUUACUGUCCAAACACGCGGCUCCCAUCGAAGAUCGUAUACCUGUGAUCUGUCAGAGCUCGAGUAUUGGAAGCUUAGGUGCUAAUGUACAGGCCUGGAUACAGCAGGAUUUCGUCAAUAGCCUGAAGAAGGAUUCCUCACCUGCGGGAAAACUCCGCCAGAUGCCGGUUUUCAAAAUGAUUUAUCCCAGUUUCGGCAACGUCUCGGGUAGUCAUGAUGGAAUGUUGGGUGGCGGAUGUCUGCCCUAUGGGAAAAACACUAAUGAUAAACAGCCCUGGCUAAAAGAGCACCUGCAGCAAUGGAAGUCAAGCGAUCGCUAUCGAUCUCGUGCCAUGCCGCACAUCAAAAGCUAUACGCGCUAUAACCUGGAGAAUCAGUCUGUAUAUUGGUUCGUUCUUACCUCUGCGAAUCUUUCAAAAGCAGCUUGGGGCUGCUUCAAUAAGAACUCCAAUAUUCAACCGUGUCUUAGAAUCGCCAACUAUGAAGUUGGUGUCCUCUUCCUGCCCAGAUUUGUGACUGGUGAAGACACUUUUCCUUUGGGCAAUAAUCGCGAUGGUGUACCCGCUUUUCCACUGCCCUACGAUGUUCCAUUAACGCCCUAUGCUCCAGAUGACAAGCCCUUCCUGAUGGAUUAUCUACAGGGAUAAAAUUUACAUGGCUGCUGUUUAGAUGGGCAGUUUGUAUCUUUUAAUUUGAAUAUUUUGUGUGGUUCCAUGAAAAUAGUUGUUCCUCUGGUAUUUUACUCACUGCUUAUUGUAUUUGUGUUACUCAUUUUAUGAGUUUUGGGCAUUAACCUGAGUUCAUGUUUAUUUAUUUAUAUAAUUUUUUGAAUUUGGCAUUAAGGAAAAUCAAAAAUAAAUUCGGCGGCAUAAAAGCCCUAAUAAGCUUA